CAGAAUUUUGCAACACUCUGAUCCAGCAUUCUGUAACUCAAAAGAUUAUCGAUGGAGCAAUUGAAGGUUCGGAUUGAUCAAAUGGUAAAUCAGCUGAAACAAAGGAGUCUUGGUCAAUCUAAUGUGGAUCUGUUUGAAAUGAUUGGGAAAUUGGAGCAAGCAAAGUCUUAUUUGCUUGCUGAAGCUAUGCGUACUUUUGAUCCUCUUCCUUCGGGGUUUUUCGAUGGCCUUCCUACUGAUUUUCAACAAGCAGGCCCAGUAAAUGCUCCUCAGUUUCAACAACCAGCCCCAAGGCUUCCCCAACCAACCCCAAUGUAUGCUCCUCGGCUUCAACAACCAACCCCAAUGUAUGAUCCUCGCUUUCAACAACCAGCCCCAACAUAUGCUCCUCCGCUUCUACAAGCAGCGCCAAGACUUCAACAAGCAGCCCAUGUAGCUGAUGGUCAGCAGGUGUCAGUGUUUCCACAAGCAGCCCAGGUGGGUGAUGAUUACAGAUGGAUGUAUUUAUGGGACCCAUCUGAUGAGCACCGUUUUGUUCCGGUGACCCAUCUUCCCAUCCCUUGGUUUACCACAAUGCUGACUAAAUCUGCAAAAGAUCACGGGCUAGAAAUUAAUGAUGGAGAUACUUCCACCUUAAUGCAAAAUAGUCCUCCUAAGAGCUUUUUAAACUCACCAAAGUUCUGUAGUGUAGGCAUGCCAGUGACUUUGACGAGUUCAAAGUUGCUUGGACUUGGUAAUAUGACUACUUGCCCAGGUUUGUUGAUUGGCGCUCGGCAAGGAAUGGGAUUAUUCCUAUAUUGGCCAACAUUGGGGCACAAAUUUCCGACUAAUGCAAUUAUUCGCCUAUCUUUUCAAUGGAAAGUGUUUGGCUCAAAGUACAAGCUUUUUAUUACCAUCAAUGAGGAAGUGUCUGAACCAGUGGGAACUUCUAAUCGAUCCGUUGGGAGAAAGAGGCGCUACUAUACAGGUUCAGUAUGAGAGGUUGAUGGAGCAUGGUCUGUUAUCCCCCGAGAGAUCAAAGAAGGCAUUCGAGAAAAAGCAGAGAAAGCAGAAGCAAAUUCGCAUGGGGACUCCUAUUAAAUCUCCUCCUCCGCGACCAUUCAUAAGCAAAGCCGAGAGCUCAAAAAAGCAACAGCAAGUAUCAAAGAACGGCGAUAUAAAGGCGAAGAAACGACUAAAAAGUGAUAGUAGUGAUGACGAUGAUGAUGAUUUCAUUCUGAGCCCAAAGAGAAGAAAAGGGUAAAACAAAAGCUCUGCAUUUGCAAGAAUGAUAGACUGGAGGAGCCAUUCUUGAUUUUCUGUUAUUAUUGAAAAUGAAAAAAUAAAAUAAAUAUUUAUAGUUUACCAAUUGUACAAUGGAAGUACAGUUGUUAUAGAAACACAGUUUUCUGUAUAAUGUAAUACUCUUUGCUUAGUUUUUUCUCUUUCAAGGAUUAGAAGAUGAAUACAAAAAUUCUGUGUUUUUUCAAA
Messenger RNA from Solanum dulcamara, 1470 nucleotides. RefSeq lists its product as uncharacterized. NCBI's taxonomy places the organism in Eukaryota, Viridiplantae, Streptophyta, Magnoliopsida, Solanales, Solanaceae. The transcript is spliced from 5 exons. The coding region runs from base 52 to 978 and encodes 308 amino acids. The record is from RefSeq and is a predicted model, not a curated record.